GUUGGUGGUGCUUGCGCUAGUAGGAUGGCCGGCAGGUGAUAGGAGGAGUGCGGGCCAGGGGCGCAGCCGAUGGAUGCCAAGGGUGCAAAGCCACCGAGGCUCCUCCACUGGCACCAGGUGCCGUCUCACCUACAGUUCAACCCCUACAUCCUCACCGGCUACAGACCCCAGUUGUCGCCCUGGGGCAGUCUGCGAAGUCUCUUCUAUCUUCACAACGAGACAGUCAACGUGAUUACACAUGGUGUGCCAAUCGUGUGCAUCCUGGUGGUGGUGCCGUGCAUCCUGCCGUGGGAGGAGCUGUCGCCGACGUCCCGGUUCCUGGCGUGGUGCCACGUGGCCGGCUCGGUGGCGCCCUGGGUGGGCAGCUUCAUCUACCACCUCUUCAUGAACCUCCACUUCGGCCCCAACUUCUACAACCUCCUGCUGCAGGUCGACAUGCUCGGCAUCUGGAUCAGCCAGAGCUUUGGUGCAUUGCCCAUGGUGUUUGCCUCAGUGUUCUGUAUGCCCUAUCCCUUGCAAUGGUUUGUCAUCUUCAUCUACGGCUGUUUCUCCAUAGUUGGUCUUUUCAAGGUGAUGUCAGCAUCCUCGCCUUGGAGACGGAGAAUGAGUUUUACGUUAGUUGUAAUUUUACGAGUCCUUCUAUGCCUACUAAGAUGCUCAAAGUAUGGAGGCGGUGAUCCCAAUUCUAUGAGACAUCUUUUCUAUCAGGACGCGUUCUCGAUUGUGGGCGUGUGCAUAGGUGCUCUGAAGAUCCCCGAGAAGUGGUGGCCCGGCUCGCUGGACCUGUGCUUCAACUCACACAACAUAAUGCACAUCAUCGUGGUGAUGGCCGUCUACCCGAUGCACCAGUCCACCGUCAAAGACCUGCUCUGGAUGAACCGCCCACACUGCUGCUCCAAGAGCGGUCACGCCGACUAAUUAGCACUAAUUAAUUGCAUCCGAUCGAGAAUUGUGAUAAUAUUUUUACCAAUAUUCAAUAAGGAAGAACGAAGUGCAGUGCGUGCAAAAACUUAACGGCCAAACUUUGAUACCUACUGAUUAAGUUCAAUUAUUAAUCUUGAAAAUAAAUGAUUACAUAAGGCCCUUCUUCUAGGACACUUAGGGCCGGUUUCCGAUCUCGGGAUUUGGCUAAGUUCUAGACUUUAAACAGCUGGAGUAUGAAAAUUGGCUUUCCGAAACGGGGCUUAGUCGUAGUCAUUGUCAAAGUCACGUUUUAAGUAAAUUUCAAAAAACUAGAAAAUUAAACACAAAAUAAAAUAAAGAGAAAAUAGUGUAAAGUUUCAGCUAUUUUGAAUUAUUUAGAAAUGUUUAAUUUCGUCAAGGAAAAACGUUUCCAAUUAUAGAAAUGAGAAAAUAAAAACUGCGACUACUGUUAUAAAAACUGCGACUACGCCCCGUUUUGGAAAGCUAAUCUUCUGACUCCAGCUGUUUAAAGUCUAGAACUUAGCUAAAUCCCGAGCUCGGAAACCGGCCCUUACUGAAUCUUAUGGACUAUUACGUAGGAUUAAUGUCCAUUGCAUUAAAUUCGUGUCCUUUGGAUGAGUGUUCACGUUGAUAGUUGGAUGUUUCUAGGAAAGUUUUUAAACCUAAUGCCGCAUCCACAUGUUUGCCCAAUGACGGCCAUCGCCAGUGUGUGGAUGGGUAAUUUGCCAAGGCUGGCCUUCAUUGGGCACUGGUCACAUUGCAGGCUAGGCCAGCUUACUGCGCCAUCGACUGAGCCAACAUGUGGAAUAGGCACUAGGCUUUAAGCUGCGUACAGAUUUCAGCCCCACGAACACGUGCAUUUUGCUCUUCAUUAGCUGAUUCUAUGUUUAUUAUAUCUGUAUUUGUACAAAUAUAAUAAGCAUAGCAUCAGCUGAUUGAGAGUGAAAUGCGCGUGCUCGUGGCGCUCAAGUCUGUACGCACCUUAAUGGACCAUUGAAUCUACAGGUUUUGGAUGUGUAGAUUCUGGUCAUGUACAUUUUUAAUAAAUAAUCUAAUCAAAUCUAAUUGGAUUUUAUAAAACUCCUAGGAACCGAUUCUUGGAAUUCAAGGUUAUAAGCAUAGCAGAAAACUGUUCAGCAGUCAAACUUGAUCAAAACAUAAAGUGAAAUGGAUAAGAUUUCAGUCUGAUGUAAAUGUCUAGUGUAAGUUUGACUUGAAUAUGUUGGCCAAUGCAUAAAACCAUAGCAUAUUUACUUGAGCUACUGAAAAUAAUGAAGCACAAUAAGAAAUAUCAAGUAGGUACACUUUAUCACAAUACAACUAGUUUCAACUCUUCAAGAGCGAGUGUAAAUUUGAAGUGUAAAGUGAUUUGGAGAGUUUAGCGGAGGCAUCACAGUAUCGUGAAAUUACUACUCCCCUCUUAAAUUGUGACUUAAUUAGACACUUAUUUUGAACAUUAGCUAGCUCAAUGUUACUGAACCAUUCCCUUCAUUAAGUAAAAAAUCCAAUCAAUUUUAAUUUUACUGCAAGUUUGUAGGGAAAUUAGCUGGAAUAUUAUCAAUAUCUAUAUCAUUUCGACGUCUUCAUAUAUUUUGGGCGAAUUUCCAAAUUUAUUUCUUAUGAAAUUAGUAGGCUAUUGUUAUAAAAAUUCAAAGGUCAAAUUCAUGGACAUGAUCCAUGAGUUCAUUUCUCAAUUUGGCAGUUUUCUUUUUGCACGCACUGUACAUUCUGGUGCCAGAAGUUGGUCUUCACUAGUCCAAUAAAAUUGCCUUACAAUGAGUUGUGAUAGGUAGAUCUCAAAUACGAAAUAAAAUACGUGUUAAGAAAUUAAAUUAAUUAAUUCGAAUGGUAAGAAUAAUUGUUAGAAAAUAGUGUUCAUAUCAUCAGCAGUCGAGGUGGAAACUGGAAAGUGCCGUUUUCUAUGCAUGAGCAGAUAAUUUGUAUGCCUAGAUGCAACAUGCACUCAAACCAUAGUAAAUAUAACAUUUAUACUCCAAAUAACAACAUGAUUAAAAAUAAUAUUAACAAGGCAAAUUGAAGAAACAAGUAAAAAAUAACAUUGAUAUAUGAAAAAAGUAACGAUAAAACAAUAUUUAGGUAGGUUUUUCGUUUACCAAGUCGAUGUCAACGUGGACAUGAGCAUAAAUUAUUUGUUUGACAAAAACUCACAGUCUAAAAUCAAAAUUGGUCAAUAAAAUCAGAGACCAUGAAAAAAUUAUUAAAAUGUUUGCAUUUUACAUAAUAUAUCUGAGAUUAUGUGUUUUGUCAGUCUAGAGAUUAAUAGGGUUAUAUUAUUGUAAAAUUUACCCCAUACAUAAGUGAAUUUGUGAAAUUUUCCCAUUUUGAGGUGGAAUUAAUAAGAUAUUGUCAGUUCCUCACUCAUUCCCAUUUUGAGGUGGAAUUAAUAAGAUAUUGUCAGUUCCUCACUCAUUCCCAUUUUGAGGUGGAAUUAAUAAGAUAUUGUCAGUUCCUCACUCAUUCCCAUUUUGAGGUGGAAUUAAUAAGAUAUUGUCAGUUCCUCACUCAUUCCCAUUUUGAGGUGGAAUUAAUAAGAUAUUGUCAGUUCCUCACUCAUUCCCAGUACGUAAUCUCAUUCUCUCAUAAACGGCUGUGAUAUCUUCAAACAUAUGACUUUUGGAUAUGACUCCAACCUUAUAAUGCAGUUUCUUGAACAAAGUUUUUUACUGUCUAGUGAAUGAUAAGCACAUCAAGCAUAUUUUUAUGUUCAAGUUUACUGGCUCGACCUGGUUGAACACUCUUAUUACAUUUUCAUUAUUCGAAGUUACUCUAGUAUCGUUUACUUUCAAUCCCUAUAAUUAAUUCCUAUAACAUGAAUUUUUACAACUUCAAUAGAUGAAAAACUUUUGAGAAUAUUCUUAUAAUUUUCUAAUAAAUUAUGUAAAAAUAUUGUAAUUUCUUUCUCAAAGAAAUUCAUGCCUGAUACUUAUAGCCGCAGUUACAUGUUAAAGAAUGCACUUCUUCAAAUCUCUUGGAAAUAUUUUGAAUAAUUCAAUAAACUACUGAAUUCCUCUCUUCUAUAAUCUUUUGAACCAGCAAUGAUGAUUUUUGUCAGAAGAAUCUUAACAGUUACCUGUUGAGUAUUAUUUUAAUAGCUUAGCUUAUAUAAACGAAUGGAAUUUGACGUGAAUGUACGAGUAUGUUUGUGAUUGAAAUGCUUCAAAAAUUAGCAUGUCGAAAGUUUUUAUGAGAGAUUGAUAUUGUGAGAAACAUUAGUACUGGUAAUAGAUGAAUUGAACGGGCAAUAGCGAUUUGUAAAUUUGAUAUAUUUUUUAUUCGUGUAAGAAUCGAGAAUAAUGUAAGCAGCAGCAACAGUAAUUUAAUAAUUGAAAUUGAAUCCUAUCGCAGAAGUUAGAGACCUUGAAGAAGUAAAAAUUAUUACAUUUCUAUUUGCAAUAUUAUAUGAUGUUGAGUUGGUGAAUUUUAUUUUUGUGCCAUUUUUACUAUCCAUACUAUUUUGAAGCCGCUAAUUCGAUAAAUUACAACCCUAUGUUAAAGUAGGAUUAUGAAGCUGCGUUUACACCAAAGUUAUUAGCAAAAUGUUUAUUUUUCCGUCCUUAUAGAUUCUAUUAGAUUGAACAUAACUUAUCAUACACAUGAUGUGCAUAUUUGUUUGUCAAGCUCCGUUUAAUCUAAUAGAAUCUAUAAGGACGAAAAAAAAAUGUUGAUAACUUUGGUGUAAACUCAGCUUAAGAGUUACCGAAUAUUCAAAAUGAUAGCGGAAUAUGUACACAGUAAACAAACAAAACACUGUUAUUGUUAUAUGUUAUAUUAUAAAAUAUUGCAAAGGUAUGGUUGAACUAAGAAAAUACGAGAAAUGUUGUUCAAGUACAGUACCUUAUUGAUAACUUUAUAAUUUUCUAUGAAACUCAAUCUAUAACUGAAAAUACAAGAAGUACUUUUCUUAAUAUAAAUAAAAAUAGAAAUCUAAGUACCUUUUUUAUAAUUGUUUACUCACAAAACAAUUUUGAAAAGGUUACUUGGAUUUCUAUUUAUUUAUUCUUAUUUAACUGUAGCCCUACCGAAAAAAGACACUUUUCUUAAUGUUUGGCAAAUAAAAAAAAUAAUUUUCUGUUGAACUUGAAUAUCUAUUUUCGAAAAAAGAAGUUCUCAUGAAUUGUUUUAACACUGUGCUAUUGUCAAUGCUUAUCACAAUGUAGGCCUUAAAAUAAUGAUAAAUAAAAUGAUUUCUAUCACAUAAUUUUGAAGAAGCUAAAUGAUUGUAAACAUUGAUUCUGCUCUUUUCAAGUUCUUCCCUUGCUCUCUCUCUGAUUUUAUUCUAGGGUUAGUUUUUAAGUCACUCAUAUUGAGUGAAUUCUGCUGUUAUAGAAAGUACCAUUUCAAAUUUAUUGUUAAUAAUAUUAUUAACACUUCUUUGUAAGUGCAAAUAAGCUUUACUUAGUCGUAGAUACACAUUGUAAAUAAUAAUAAAUUAAUUAUUUAGUGAGAUAAUUAGCCUACUCCUCGUAUCAUUGCUAGUACUUAUUUAAAGAAAAUAUGAAAGCAAAUAUGAUAUAUUUGUACAUAUAUUACAAUAAUUCGGAAUGGUGAAUUUUUUAUAGUAACAAUUAACUGAAAGCUGGAUAAAAACGUGUUGAGGAUUUACAUACUUUCUAUUUAUUUAUCAAGAUUUGAGAUGAUAUACUCGUUGUCCUGAUGGUAAAUUGAACAAUUAAACUUGAAAACCAUGAUGUGCAAUUAAUAAAUUCAAGUGUUGUUAAAUUCUUAUUGAAAACGGAAGAUUGAACAGCAGUGUACCGGUUGGUUAAUUCGAACCAAGGAUAUGAAUGUAUUUAAAUUGUUUGAAUUUGUUAUUGAAAUUCAAGACCUACUCAAUCAUCGUGAUAAGUAUUUUAAAACAAUUUGUGUAUUUCAAAUUGAUUGUCAAAUGAAACCAAACCAUCAACUAGCCAAUUCAUUGGCAUCAUAUACUUUCAAGCCUUCAAACUCCAAUGCAAAUACAUAAAUCAAUUUUUUAAAAGAAUAUUCGAAUAUUAAAUUUUACUUACUGCUACCGGUAUGAAAAUUAACAAUAAGAAUAAUAAAUGCAUGUUAUAUUUCAAUAUGGAAACUAAAUUAUUAUUUUGAUAAAAUAUCAGAUUUAUCGAAAAAC
Nilaparvata lugens (brown planthopper) is the source of this 6055-nucleotide messenger RNA. RefSeq names its product progestin and adipoQ receptor family member 4-like. The record is from RefSeq and is a predicted model, not a curated record. Gene Ontology annotation, cellular component: membrane. NCBI's taxonomy places the organism in Eukaryota, Metazoa, Arthropoda, Insecta, Hemiptera, Delphacidae. Gene Ontology annotation, molecular function: signaling receptor activity. Bases 70 to 918 code for a protein of 282 amino acids. The transcript has 5 exons.